AUGCUUCCCACCUCCUUCUCCAUCAUCCCUCCGACCGAGGACCAACCUGCCCUCCUCUGCAUCGAGGUGAACGGGCACAAGACCUUCCUCCCGUGGCUUGUUCGCCUUGACGACGGAGACGAGGUCACCGUGGCCGAGUUUGAGCCGGCCAUGACGGCGGCAGUAAGCUGGGCAGAAGAGGCGGCGGGCAUUCGUGAGGCGUGUAAGCCGCUUGAGGGCGGCAAGUGGAUCGUCCUCGACACGCACAAGACCCUCCUCGCCCGCUCACUCCGCCAUGCGGAGGUCGAGAUCCAGAUCAUCACCAACGGCCUCGAGCACAUCACUGAGGCGCACUACGCCCAGUUCUGGCGUCUCAUCCCCAACUCGCUUACCAUGUGGGCGAUGUACACCAAGCUCGCCAAGAUGUUGUCCACGGUGCGCUUCCUCCAGGCCCACCUCGCCACUCCCUGUGACAAGGACUACGAGGAGGAGCUCGCGAAGAUGUGCGUCCCCUGGCCCAUCACCCACACCAAACUCGGAUACUGGGCCGCCCUGCGCUUCGAUGCCGCCGGCGCGACGACCAAGAUGGCCGAGCUCAUCGAGUCUGUCGGAGAGAAGGUGGAGGUUCUCGCUGCGGACGUCCUCCAGGUCUGCGCACCCGCCCUGCUCAAGUAG
Messenger RNA from Vanrija pseudolonga, 654 nucleotides. RefSeq lists its product as uncharacterized. Bases 1 to 654 code for a protein of 217 amino acids. The transcript has 2 exons. The record is from RefSeq and is a predicted model, not a curated record. Lineage: Eukaryota; Fungi; Basidiomycota; Tremellomycetes; Trichosporonales; Trichosporonaceae.